AUGAACAGCGAAUUAAAGACAUCUUUUCCUAUACCCACAACCCAGGACCGUUCAACGCAAUAUGUUCAAAUUCGGCUCACAAAUGGUCAAGUGCACAAAUUUUUCUUUCAAGAUACCCGUUUGGGAUUGGGGCAGGGCAGGAAGAAAAUGGAGCAAGUGUUAGGCGAAGCAAAUAGUAACCAGUUCAAGGCAGCCAUGGUGAAAGAAAGAUCUGGUACAUGCUGCCCUAUUGACUGUCACGAUGUUGGCUGGCAUGACGACCACGUGCGUGAAGCCGCUCUAUAUGUGUUUCAUAAAAAGCUGAUGCAGGAAUUCGAAAUAGUCGGAGCAGACGCAUAG
Necator americanus (New World hookworm) is the source of this 339-nucleotide messenger RNA. RefSeq lists its product as uncharacterized. The transcript has 3 exons. NCBI's taxonomy places the organism in Eukaryota, Metazoa, Nematoda, Chromadorea, Rhabditida, Ancylostomatidae. The record is from RefSeq and is a predicted model, not a curated record. Bases 1 to 339 code for a protein of 112 amino acids.